AUGGAAAUUGUUUCCUCUUACCGUGCACCUAAAAAUCGAAACAUCCCUGAUGUGCAAUGGAGCAAAAAAAAAGAAAGUUUAAUCAAUAAUUGGAGCUCACCAAACAAAGAAAAUAGUAUCUCAAAGUUUCUUGUGACGGCAAAAAACCAAGCCGGUGUGUACAGAAAGAGCAACCAGAAUUUUCAUGAGAUGAGGAUCUUCCUGAACGGCCUUCAGGUUUAA
Messenger RNA from Morchella importuna, 222 nucleotides. RefSeq lists its product as uncharacterized. NCBI's taxonomy places the organism in Eukaryota, Fungi, Ascomycota, Pezizomycetes, Pezizales, Morchellaceae. The record is from RefSeq and is a predicted model, not a curated record. The transcript has 4 exons. Bases 1 to 222 code for a protein of 73 amino acids.